Oryctolagus cuniculus (rabbit) is the source of this 1961-nucleotide messenger RNA. It is a transcript of the gene PDXP, whose product is annotated as pyridoxal phosphatase. Gene Ontology annotation, cellular component: cytosol; cytoplasm. Gene Ontology annotation, molecular function: pyridoxal phosphatase activity. The record is from RefSeq and is a predicted model, not a curated record. Lineage: Eukaryota; Metazoa; Chordata; Mammalia; Lagomorpha; Leporidae.
CCGUGCCCGCGGAGGCAGAGCGGCGCGGGCGUGCGUGCGAGCGGCCAGCCGGCUGCAUGGCGCGCUGCGAGCGGCUGCGCGGCGCGGCCCUGCGCGACGUGCUGGGCCAGGCGCAGGGGGUCCUGUUCGACUGCGACGGGGUGCUGUGGAACGGCGAGUGCGCCGUGCCGGGCGCCCCCGAGCUGGUGGAGCGGCUGGCGCGGGCCGGCAAGGCCGCCCUGUUCGUGAGCAACAACAGCCGGCGCGCGCGGCCCGAGCUGGCCCAGCGCUUCGCGCGCCUCGGCUUCGGGGGGCUGCGGGCCGAGCAGCUCUUCAGCUCCGCGCUGUGCGCCGCGCGCCUGCUGCGCCAGCGCCUGCCCGGGCCGCCGGGAGCCUCGGGCGCCGUGUUCGUGCUGGGCGGCGAGGGGCUGCGCGCCGAGCUGCGCGCCGCGGGGCUGCGCCUGGCCGGGGACCCUGGCGACGACCUGGGCGCGGGCGACCAGGCGGCCGCGCGUGUGCGCGCCGUGCUGGUGGGCUACGACGAGCACUUUUCCUUCGCCAAGCUGAGCCAGGCGUGCGCGCACCUGCGCGACCCCGACUGCCUGCUCGUGGCCACGGAUCGCGACCCUUGGCACCCGCUGAGCGACGGCAGCCGGACCCCCGGUGCCGGGAGCCUGGCCGCCGCCGUGGAGACGGCCUCGGGCCGCCAGGCCGUGGUGGUGGGCAAGCCGAGCCCCUACAUGUUCGAGUGCAUCACAGAGCACUUCCGCGUGGACCCCGCCCGCACGCUCAUGGUGGGCGACCGCCUGGAGACCGACAUCCUCUUCGGCCACCGCUGCGGCAUGACCACCGUGCUCACGCUCACGGGCGUCUCGCGCCUGGAGGAGGCCCAGGCCUACCUGGCGGCCGGCCAGCACGACCUCGUGCCCCACUACUACGUGGAGAGCAUUGCGGACUUGAUGGAGGGGUUGGAGGACUGAGCCCGCCCCGCCCGCGGCCGCGGCCCCACCCCUCCCCCGCCCCGGUCCUUAGACGGAGCCGUGGGGCCCGAGUCGUGUGAAGCGUUGAACGCCGUCCACUCUCUGGCCCGUUUUUGACCCUGGUGGGGCUGGGCCCCGGGGGAGGUCUGAGGCCUCGUGCCCGCCCCCCAGCAGUGGCUGGGCGCUCUGCUCUCCCAGGAGCUGCCCGCCCCGGUGGGUCCAGGCAGGUGGCCUUAUUUCCUGCCCUGGCACCUUCCCUCCUGGAACUCAGGGCCCUGAGGCCAGCUGAAGAGCCCCCCUACCCUGAGCACCUGGCCCCCACCCCACCUGGGACAUGGGGCGUCCUGCCUGCCCCUCACCCUGGCCCUGGCCCUGGCCCUGGCUUCCGGCCGUCAGAGCAGACAUCUGGGUAGCCACAGCCCGUUACUGUGGCCCGUGGACCAAUCCAAGGCCAAGUGACUCCUUGAUGCUGGCUCCUGAACUGACCAGUCAGGGGCCUGGGGACACCACCCUCUCCUGUCCUGGAACCAAUCAGAAAGCCGGGUGACAGUCACCCACGCUUGCAUGUCCUAGGCCCUGGGUGCCCCUAUCAAGGCACUGCUGGCCUGAGAUCCAGGAUAGGACAGUCCGGAAGUCCGAGAGACCAUGGCCUCUUGAUAGUCCAGGUCUGGACCAGCCAGGGGUCCGGAUCUGGGGCCGGCGGGCAGACCGCCUCUCCCACAGGCCGUGACCCCGCGCUGUGGCGCUGCUGCGGCUGGGAGCCCCGACCUCCCCUGGCUGCGGUACCGUCCAGUGUUCAUGGUGGCCGCAGCUCCGAAGGGGGCCAUUGUGUGUCCCCGACGUGGUCAGUGUUGGCUGUGCCACCUCUCCCCUGUGCCCACGCCCAGCUAUUUAUUUAUUCUUGUGUGCCCGUGACGGUGGGGGUGGGGAUGGGCCGUGUCCGCCGCCCCGCCUCAGCUGUAGCCGGUCCUCCGUACUUAAUAAAGUGCGAGUGGGCGUGUC